Messenger RNA from Hordeum vulgare subsp. vulgare (domesticated barley), 1928 nucleotides. Its product is annotated as nuclear transcription factor Y subunit C-4-like. The record is from RefSeq and is a predicted model, not a curated record. Bases 351 to 1214 code for a protein of 287 amino acids. Gene Ontology annotation, biological process: regulation of DNA-templated transcription. The transcript is spliced from 2 exons. NCBI's taxonomy places the organism in Eukaryota, Viridiplantae, Streptophyta, Magnoliopsida, Poales, Poaceae. Gene Ontology annotation, molecular function: protein heterodimerization activity; DNA-binding transcription activator activity, RNA polymerase II-specific; DNA binding. Gene Ontology annotation, cellular component: nucleus.
CCCCAAUUGCUAUUCUUUAGAAUUUUUAGACCAAAAAAUACCAAUACGGUGUAAGCUGCUGUUACUUUACUAAUCAAGUAGUCAUAAAUCUGACAAACAAUCAUCGGUGACGCCACUAGGCACAGAAAUUGAUUCACCAAAGCAUAGUUGUCACGGUCUGAGAGGUAGUAGGAUUCUUCUUCUUGGAUUGGCAUAUGAUUUGUUUGUAGGAAGAACAUGAACCCAAGAUCUGGAUCACUAUCAGAUUCAGACAUUUCUCUUAGUAUUGAACUAUCAAUCGAAAGGAUUCCACGGGAUCUGCUGAAUGAAUUGGGAAGUUGGAGUUCUGUCAACCUUGUGUGAAUGAUGCCAUGUCAUCUCGGAAAGGGAUACGAGUGCGGGUGUGCAAGAAAGGCCAUAGAUUCUCGGACGAGCAAGAUCAACGAGCGAACAUGGAACCGUCUUCACAACCUCAGCCUGCAAUAGGUGACGUUGCUGGUGGAUCACAAGUGUAUCCCUCCUCCGCCUGUCCGCCUGCAGCAACAGUAGCCGCAGCUCCCGGCGUCGCUCCUGCCGGUUCACAGCCAGCCGCACCAUUUCCUGCCAAUCCAGCUCAGCUCAAUGCUCAGAACCAGCUUAUCUACGAGCAAGCGCAGCAAUGUAACCAGCAGCUUCAGCAGCAGCAGCAGAGUCAGCUGCAGCAGUUCUUGGCCGAGCGACUGUCAGAGAUCGAGCAGGACACCGACUUCAAGAACCACACCCUGCCGCUCGCCAGGAUCAAGAAGAUCAUGAGGGCCGACGAGGACGUCCGCAUGAUCUCGGCCGAAGCCCCGGUGGUGUUCGCCAAGGCGUGCGAGAUAUUCAUCCUGGAGCUGACGAUGAGGUCGUGGAUGCACACCGAGGAGAACAAGCGCCGGACCUUGCAGAAGAACGACCUCGCCGCUGCCAUCACCAGGACCGACGUCUACGACUUCCUGGUGGACAUAUUUCCCAUGGAUGAGACGAGGGAGGAGGGCAUCGGGCUUCCCAGGGUCGGGCAGCCGCCCUUGGGGGCUCCGGCUGACGCGUACCCGAAUUACUAUCCGCAGCAGCUGCAGCAGGUUCCAGGUGCAGCGAUGGUGUACGGUGGCCAGCAGGUGCCACAGGGCCAUCCUAUGUAUGUGUGGCAAGAUCCUCAGGAACAGCAACAGCAGGGCCGUCAUGCAGAUGCAGAGCAGCAAUCUGAAAGCGGCUGACGACAUUGUGAGCUACCACCAGAAUCGAUAUCCUCAGUUUAGCCAGAUCAUCUAAUUUUAUCUUGUUCAGGUUCUGUGCUAGCUUAUCGUUUGUUUCAUCGGUCGAAACGGAAACGGGAGAGAUUUACUAGUUCCUUCAUGGAAGUUUUGUUGUUGUCGCGGUGUCCAUUUUCGUUACUUCAGACUGAAAGUUGGCCUCUGGAUUCUGGUGAUCGCUUUUUGAUAUGCAAUUGUCGAGUGCCAUGCUGCCUCUGUUUAUGCGAUCUACUCCCAUGUAUGAAGUAUUCUGAUCCUGAUGCAGCUGAAUGGAAUUGGUCUUGGCUGAAUGUACAACGGUGGUGUUUCCGGAAGCUACAGUUGAUGAUCAUUCAACUGAAGCAUGAUAAGCAAGUAGCUGAAUUCAGAGGGGUUGUAGAGCAUCAUGGCUGGACGCGAGUGAGGAAAAGCUUUGUGUUCCCAUCGACUGAACCAAUUGGUUGAAAUUUACCAUACUGUGUCGACCAAACUAAGAGUUGGCAUCUGGUAGUGGCGUUCUGAUAUCCAAACCUUGAGUGGCAUGAUGCCUCUGUGUUCAGUGACAUGUUUGCUUGCAGUUCCUAUCGUCUUGUGUGACUUUCAGAUCAUCUUUUUUUUCUAGGGUAAAAAUUUCAGAUCAUGUUGAGGCUCCAGCUGAAUUUUGUCUUCAAUCGAAUGUGCAAUGGAGUUUUAUGAAAU